Aspergillus nomiae NRRL 13137 is the source of this 3867-nucleotide messenger RNA. RefSeq names its product ABC transporter ATP-binding protein. The transcript has 5 exons. Gene Ontology annotation, cellular component: membrane. The record is from RefSeq and is a predicted model, not a curated record. Lineage: Eukaryota; Fungi; Ascomycota; Eurotiomycetes; Eurotiales; Aspergillaceae. Gene Ontology annotation, biological process: transmembrane transport. The annotation marks the transcript as partial. Gene Ontology annotation, molecular function: ABC-type transporter activity; ATP hydrolysis activity; ATP binding.
CGACUUCAACUUCUCACUGGUACCUCAGUCUCGGUGUCUGGGCUACUGCCUUCGUCAAGGCGAGAGAUGAAGACCGAAGCGAUCGAAGGCGAAAAGGGGGCCGCUACAGUACCGACCUCAGACGAUCCUGCAGACUCUUUCACUGCCUUCAAGCGAAUCUUCAAGUAUGCUGGUCGUUUUGAGCUCUCAUUACAGACACUCGCAGCAUUCGCAGCCGUUGCUUCUGGUGCUGGGAUAGCCUUCCAACCCCUGAUCAUAGGCCAGUUUGUCACCACCGUUACCGACUUCACAUCAUCGCAAUCUUCUCCAUCCCAACUUCGCUCAGAAGCUUCCAGACUCGCUCUUUACUUCGUCUACCUCGGAAUUGCCCGCUUUUUGCUAUCCUAUGUGUACAACGCGCUUUUCACAUAUACCGCUCACAUCAUUACACGCAACAUUCGGCAUGAGUACUUGAAAUCAGCUCUGCGCCAGGAGGUGGCCUUCUUCGAUGUUGGAAGCGGUGGCUCCAUCGCAACGCAGGCUACCUCUAACGGCCGCAUGAUCCAGGGUGGAAUUAGUGAAAAACUCGGUCUUGCUUUCCAAGGCAUUGCUGCGUUCAUCACUGCUUUCAUCAUCGCCUUUGUGGUUCAGUGGAAACUGACUCUUAUCUGCCUCUCAAUUGCCCCGGCUACUCUCGUGGUCAAUGGUGUUGCUGGAGGGUUUAUGGGGGCCUAUGAAAAUCAGAUCCUCGAGGUCAACUCCAAAGCUAACGUCUUUUCUGAAAGUGCUCUUUCUAGUGUGCGGACCGCCCAUGCCUUUGAAAUCCGAGAUAAGCUGGUUGACCGAUUUGACGAGUACCUGUCCCGUGCUCAUCAUAUUGGCAACAAUCUUUCAAUUGUUUUUGGCACAUUUUUCUCCGCGGAGUACUGUAUCGUUUAUUUAGGCUACGGUUUAGCCUUCUGGCAAGGUAUCCGCAUGUUGUCCAGGGGGGGCAUCGUGGAAUCCGGAGACAUCUUUACUGUCAUCAUGUCGGUAAUUAUUGCCGCUACACAGCUAACGAUGCUUGCUCCAUACAUGGUCGAUUUCACCCGCUCCGCUACUGCGGCAUCCAAGCUCUUCGAGUUGAUUGAUCGUAAAUCCGAAAUCGAUCCUUGUGACGAUACUGGACACCAACCACCCGAGGUUGUAGGGGAAAUUGAGUUCAACGAUGUUACCUUUGCUUACCCCACUCGGCCUGGGGUAAGGGUUCUUGACAACUUCUCCAUGACGGCCCAGGCUGGCAAGGUCACGGCCCUGGUGGGUCAAUCUGGCUCUGGAAAGAGUACUAUUGUUGGCCUUCUGGAGCGUUGGUAUAACCCAGAGUCAGGAACCAUCAAACUAGAUGGCCACCCAAUCGACCAACUAAAUCUCAGCUGGCUCCGAAAGAACGUUCGUCUCGUCCAGCAAGAGCCAAUUCUGUACCAUGGUACUGUUUUCGACAAUAUCAAGCAAGGCCUGGUGGGCACCAAGUGGGAAAAUACCCCCCGAGAGCAACAAAUGGAACGAGUCCAAGAAGCGGCUACCAUGGCCUUUGCACACGAGUUUAUCUCUGAACUUCCAAAUGGUUAUGAUACUGAGAUCGGCCACCGUGGUUGCCUUUUGUCUGGUGGUCAAAAGCAAAGAAUUGCCAUCGCUCGAUGCACUGUCUCUCAACCUAAGAUUCUUCUCCUGGAUGAGGCCACCAGCGCUCUGGAUCCACAUGCCGAAGGUGUGGUUCAAAGGGCUCUAGACAAGGCUUCAGAAGGCCGAACUACUAUCGUUAUUGCCCACAAACUUGCGACCAUCCGACAGGCUGAUAACAUCAUCGUUAUGAAAAAGGGACGCAUAGUCGAGCAUGGAACACACGAUUCGUUGCUUGCACGUGACGGCGCCUAUGCUCAACUUGUGAGAGUACAAGACUUGGCCGUUUCGAGUCCCAGAUCACAACCCGAUCCAGAGUGGGAAUCUGUCAACGACUCAAAAGUAAAUACCGCGAGCAAGCCCUCAGUCCCAGGUUCGGACGCACCGGGUUACAAAAACAGCGCAACCAUACAGCAGAAAGAGUACGCCAAUUACGAUGACUACAAGCAGCGAAACAUUAUCUCCGUUAUAUACCGUCUUCUCCGGGAGACUCCCGAGCUUAGAUUUGUGUAUGGUCUAGUUCUAACUGGGUGUAUCGCAGGUGGAGCAACCUUCCCUGGCCAAGCAAUUCUCCUAUCUAGCGUGGUCGAUAUCCUCGGCCUGUCAACAACGGAAUUAGAACAGAAGGGAAACUUCCUCGCAACCAUGUUCAUCGUGCUUGCCGCUGGCUGCCUCAUAUCUUAUUUCAUCCUCGGAUACGCAACUAACACUGUCGCCCAACAUUUAGGCCAUAAACUUCGAAAACAGAGUCUGCACGACAUACUCCAACAGGAUCUUCAAUUCUUCGAUCGCGAAGAGAACAGUACCGGUGCACUUGUUGCGCGCGUGGAUUCGAACCCACAGGCUAUCCUCGAGCUGAUGGGCUUUAACAUCGGUCUUGUAUUAAUCGCCUCCCUGAAUCUGUUCACAUGUUCAGUUUUGGCACUCGCUUACUCGUGGAAACUUGGCCUUGUUGUUACAUGUGCUGGUCUUACUCCGUUGGUUGGCUCGGGUUACCUGAAAAUCAGAUUGGACGCGAAGUUUGACUAUGAUACUUCGAAGCGCUAUUCGACCAGCGCGAUUAUUGCGUCCGAGGCCGUUACUUCCAUUCGCACAAUCUCGUCGCUUACCAUGGAGCAUUCUGUUUUAGCGAGAUACACGAGAGAGCUGGAUGAGGCAAUGGCUGAGUUGAAGCGUCCGUUGUUUACUGUGAUGGCGAGUUUCGCCUUCACACAAUCCGCGGAGUACUGGUUCAUGGCGCUGGGCUUCUGGUAUGGAUGUCGCUUGUUGUCGUUUGAUCAGGUCACCAUUUACGCCUUCUUUGUUGCUUUCCUGGGGGUAUUCUUUUCCGGCCAAAGCGCAUCACAGCUAUUUCAGUUUUCCAGUAGCAUCACGAAAGGAGUCAACGCGGCGAACUAUCUCUUCUGGCUCCACGAUCUCCAAAGAACAGUGCGGGAGACGGAUAUAAACUGCAAAAACUGUCCUGGGGCAGUUGACACCGUGGACCUGGACAAUGUCAAGUUCUCCUACCCGCUUCGACCUGAGAUUCCUGUUCUGAAAGGCCUUGAUCUCAGCUUUAAAAAGGCCCAAUUUAUCGCCCUCGUCGGUGCAUCGGGAUGCGGUAAAUCAACCGUUAUCGCUCUCCUGGAAAGGUUCUACGACCCAUCCACUGGCGUUAUCAAAAUCGACUCCUUGCCUCUAGCAAGCUUCAAUCCACGCCUAUAUCGCAAGAACGUCGCCCUCGUACAACAGCAACCAGAUCUAUUCCCAGUUUCGAUACGUGAAAAUGUCGCUUUUGGUCUAAGCGAUGACACUCGUACUGAGCUCGAGGUGGAAGUGUCUCAGAUCGAGUCUGCCCUUAAAGCUGCCAACGCGUGGGAUUUUGUCUCAUCCCUCCCGGAUGGGUUGGCCACCUGUGUUGGGUUCGGUGGAACACAGCUUUCCGGUGGCCAAAAACAGCGUAUUGCAAUUGCAAGAGCACUGAUCCGAAAUCCAAGGAUUCUGCUUCUGGAUGAGGCCACUAGUGCACUUGAUACGGAAAGUGAGAAUGCUGUGCAUGCUGCCAUCUCUGCGGGGAGGAAUGGAGAUGGGAUAACAGUUGCCGUUGCGCAUCGUCUUAGUACGGUCAAAGAUGCAGAUAUAAUCUGUGUGUUCCAUGAUGGUCAAAUUAUGGAGAUUGGAUCACAUUAUGAUUUGAUUGGCAAGGGUGGAAUGUAUAGCAAGAUGUGUGAGGCUCAGACUUUAGAGUAG